Messenger RNA from Malania oleifera, 1623 nucleotides. RefSeq lists its product as uncharacterized. The transcript has 2 exons. The record is from RefSeq and is a predicted model, not a curated record. Lineage: Eukaryota; Viridiplantae; Streptophyta; Magnoliopsida; Santalales; Ximeniaceae. The coding region runs from base 784 to 1071 and encodes 95 amino acids.
CACCCAUCUUCUCAACGUUCCAUCCAGUGCCAGCCGUCCGAUCACAAUCUCGUAACGGAAAUCUACGAUACCCUGCGUAACCCUCCAUAUAUGGAGCCCUCCGUACGCGCAUCUCGCCACUCGCCCUCGCGAUCGUCCAAUCGUCCUCCUCGCACCAUCUUUUCCUGUUAAGAGAAAAAAAAUAAAAAAUAAAAAAUAAAAAUCCAACUUACUCAAAUUCGGUUCACUAUUCUUCAAAUUUCUGUUUGGUUUGUGAGAACAUUUUGUCACAAUGGAUGGCCUUUUUAUCCCAAAUAUUUGGUUUUCCGUAAUUCGGGACUCCACAAAAUGAGAUUUCACUGCAUGUAUCUAUCUCAACGGACAUUCUCGUAUUUUUUUCCCCUCCAGAAGCAAAAAUUUCUUUUGAUUUUUAUGUUCUUGGGUUUUCCUCAGUUUUCUCAGCAAACAAGGAACUGGGUCGCGGAAUUUCGCGUGUUUUCUGUUAGUGAAUUUAAUCCUGUUAUGUUACUUUAAUUUAUAAUUCUUAACCGCUAGGUUGCAUUUGCAUGGCGUUGACUUUGUUUGAGGAUCAGGUAGUUUGUGAUUAAUUGCCUAGAAAUUUGAAAAUUUAGAGCCAACGUUUCUGAAUUCUUGAUUUUUCUGCGACUGGGGCAAUGGGAUAGUUUGUUGUGGAUUAGAAAUAGUUGAAUUUUCUCUUGAUUUUUCAUCCUCUGGUCUUGUCCCCCCUCCCCCCUCAAUUGUUUUUGUUGAUUUCGUCUCGAGUUUUGGGAUCUCUGUUUGUCUAUGGAUUCCGAUGUUAGAGAUUCUAACAGCCGUAAAGUUAAGCCUCUCGCGAGUCUAGAUGCUCAAAGGGUAGAACUUCAAAAGGAAGAAGAAGGGGAUAAUGAGUCCGAUGCAUUGUUGCCGCCUCGGAGAGAUGGGAUGUUGAGAAGAUCGGAGAAGACUCCGCGGAAAGUGCAGUGGAAUGAUAAGAUUGGGAAUAAGCUGGUCGAGGUGUUGGAAUUCCAACCCAGUGAUGUAAGUGACAGUGAUGAUGACGAGGCUGAUUCUUGUAUCUGUACCAUAAUGUAGAUUACAUUCAAUAUCCAACCCAGCUGAAAAUGUGUACUGCAUGACUGCAGUGAUGUAAGUGACAGUGAUGAUGACGAGGCUGAUUCUUGUAUCUGUACCAUAAUGUAGAUUACAUUCAAUAUCCAACCCAGCUGAAAAUGUGUACUGCAUAGAGAGUUUUUCCCCUCCAACCCUGACUUGGUUUUAGCAUGAAGGUGGUGCUACCAAGCUGCUGCUACAAGGGUGUACCAAAGGUUUUAGUAAACAGCUGAGCAUUCUUUCAUGUUAUGGCACCAUUUUGUUUCUUUUUGUCAAUGACUUCAACAUUAUUUCUUAGGCAGAGGGGAAGUGAGUUUUCUAAUGAAGAGAGCUACACCGCACAGGUUGUAUCCCAGAGGCAAAAGCAAGCCAGGAUGAAGAACACAUGCUUCCAUGUUAUGUACAGUACCAUUAACUCAUUAAGCUCUUCAAUGUUUUUGUUAGCUACAUUAAUGUACUUGACUUUGUUUCAAACUCAAAUUAUGUAUGAUCAUGUUGUUUGAUAUGAAGUCAAAACACUUCAAUUCUGGUCCA